AUGCUGCCCAUCACGGAACAUCUGCUGCUGCUUCUGGGGCUGGAGAAGACCGCCUUCCGCCUGUACGCCGUGUCCGCGCUCCUCCUCUCCCUGCUCUUCUUCCUCUUCCGCCUGCUGCUGCGCGUCCUGAGGCUCUGCUGGCGCUUCCACACCACCUGCCGCCAGCUGCGCUGCUUCCCGCAGCCGCCCCGGCGCAGCUGGCUGCUGGGCCACCUGGGCAUGUAUCUUCCAAAUGAGUCGGGCCUCCAGGAUGAGAAGAAGGUGCUGGACAACAUGCACCAUGUGAUCCUGGUGUGGAUGGGACCUGUGCUGCCACUGGUGGUUCUGGUGCAUCCUGACUACAUCAAACCCCUGGUGGGCGCCUCAGCUGCUGUUGCUCCCAAAGAUGACCUUUUCUAUGGCUUCCUGAAACCUUGGCUGGGAGAUGGGCUGCUGCUCAGCAAAGGUGAGAAGUGGAGCCGGCACCGCCGCCUGCUGACACCUGCCUUCCACUUUGACAUCCUGAAGCCCUACAUGAAGAUAUUCAACCAGUGCACCAAUGUCAUGCAUGCUAAAUGGCGGCGCCUGGCGGAGGGUCCAGUGGUCUCCCUUGACAUGUUUGAGCAUGUCAGCCUCAUGACCCUGGACAGUCUUCAGAAAUGUGUCUUCAGCUACAAUAGCAACUGCCAGGAGAAGAUGAGCGAUUACAUCUCAGCUAUCAUUGAGCUGAGUGCGCUGGCAGUCCGACGCCAGUAUCGCCUGCACCACUACAUUGACUUCAUCUACUACCGCACAGCAGAUGGGCGGCGCUUCCGCCAGGCCUGUGACACCGUGCACCGCUUCACCACCGAGGUCAUCCAGCAGCGGCGGCUGGCUCUGCGCCAGCAGGGGGCUGAGGCCUGGCUCAAAUCCAAGCAGGGCAAGGCCUUGGAUUUCAUCGAUGUGCUGCUCCUGGCCAAGGAUGAAGAUGGAAAGGAACUGACAGACGAGGACAUACGAGCUGAAGCAGACACCUUCAUGUUUGAGGGUCACGAUACAACAUCCAGUGGGCUCUCAUGGGUGCUGUUUAACUUGGCCAAGUACCCAGAGUACCAGGAGAAGUGCCGGGAAGAGAUCCAGGAAAUCAUGAAAGGCCGGGAACUGGAGGAGCUAGAGUGGGAUGACCUGACCUUGCUGCCCUUCACCACCAUGUGCAUCAAGGAGAGCCUCCGCCAGUUCCCACCUGUGACCCUGGUCUCCCGCCGCUGCACAGAGGACAUCAAGCUCCCAGAUGGGCGCAUCAUCCCCAAAGGAAUCAUCUGCCUGGUCAGCAUCUAUGGAACCCACCACAACCCCACAGUGUGGCCUGACUCCAAGGUGUACAACCCUUAUCGCUUUGACCCGGACAACCCACAGCAACGCUCGCCGCUGGCCUUUGUCCCCUUCUCUGCAGGACCCAGGAACUGCAUCGGACAGAGCUUCGCCAUGGCUGAGAUGCGCGUGGCAGUGGCGCUGACGCUGCUGCGCUUCCGCCUGAGCGUGGACCGAACGCGCAAAGUGCGGCGGAAGCCGGAGCUCAUCCUGCGCACGGAGAGCGGCAUCUGGCUCAACGUGGAGCCGCUACCUCCACGGGCCUGA
Molecule: messenger RNA, 1596 nt
Organism: Miniopterus natalensis
Lineage: Eukaryota; Metazoa; Chordata; Mammalia; Chiroptera; Miniopteridae
Gene: CYP4F22
Product: cytochrome P450 family 4 subfamily F member 22
Biological process (GO): ceramide biosynthetic process
Cellular component (GO): endoplasmic reticulum membrane
Molecular function (GO): iron ion binding; monooxygenase activity; oxidoreductase activity, acting on paired donors, with incorporation or reduction of molecular oxygen
Source: RefSeq, a predicted model, not a curated record